GAGCAGUUUUUAGGGAUGGCUGGAGUGGCCCAUGAAACAGUGAGCAGAGCAGUUUGCAGGGACAGCUGGAGUGGCUCGUGGGUCGGCUGGAGGAACGGAGCGGCUGGUGGAGUGGAGCCAUUCGUAGUGAAGGCUGCAGCAGAACUCCACGGAGAGGCGGGGCAGUCAGCCUCGGACCACGUGGAGCCUGAACAAGGCGCCGGGAUAAUAUUUGAUGACACGGCUUUGAAUGGCAUUCGCCUGCACUGCACUGACGGCUCCGUCAUCCAGUCCAUGGUGGGGCCGUGGGGCGAUUGGACUGGGGUCCAAAGGUGCCCCAACAGCAACCUGAUCUCCUUCUCACUGAGAGUAGAACCGCCCCAGGCAUGGGGUGAUAACACGGCGGCCAACAACAUCCAGUUCACAUGCUCAGAUGGGACCGGGCUGAUGGGCACCUCACUUUCCUGGGGUGAUUUUAGCCCAUGGAGCAAUCGCUGCAGCUCUGGAGGCAUUUGUGGGAUCCAGACGAAGUUGGAGUUUUUCCAGGGCCUGGACGAUGAUACAACACUCAAUGAUGUGAGGUUCUUCUGCUGCAACUAAACAAGCACCCGUCCCUGCCCAACCCCCAACUCCAGCACCUGCCCAUUAAACAUCAUUAAAAUUUAGCUCUGCUUUUGAA
Molecule: messenger RNA, 658 nt
Organism: Mauremys mutica (yellowpond turtle)
Lineage: Eukaryota; Metazoa; Chordata; Testudines; Geoemydidae
Product: vitelline membrane outer layer protein 1-like
Exons: 3
Coding region: 16-579 (187 amino acids)
Source: RefSeq, a predicted model, not a curated record